UGGAUUGGACAGAAUUGUGAUUAUCUUCGACAGCCUUACCCUCACUCAUAAAGUUUCUCAAAUUCCAUUUCAAAGCUUGGAUCUUUUUAUCUGUUUAAGAAACCCAUGAGAAUUCUUCAGGCUUCCAACAUCUAUGGUGUUGCCUUUGGCAUUCCAUCCCUCUCUUCUUCUCGCACUAAGCGCCAUGCCACCAUACCCACAGGGGAAGCAUUGGCCAAAUCUGUUCCAAUAGCAAGCAAGUUCUCGGAGCAGCAUUUUUUGAAGAAGGGAGAUAUGGAGAACGAAGGAAAUUCAGUUGUUCUCGAGAAAAAAGAUUUUGCAGUUCCAAGGAGAAAGGCCAUGGCCCUGAUAUUUUCCAGUUUUGUGCUCUCAAAUUAUGAAUUGCCCAAAGUUGCAUAUGCUCAAUCUAUUGAGUUCAGGGAAUAUAUUGAUACCUUUGACGGCUAUUCGUUUUUGUAUCCUCGAAACUGGAUUCAAGUGCGUGGUGCUGGUGCUGACAUAUUUUUCAGGGAUCCUCUUGUUUUAGAUGAAAAUCUCUCAGUGGAGAUAUCAUCUCCUUCAUCCUCUAAGUACAAAAGUGUAAAAGAUUUGGGUCCACCACAAGAAGCUGGAAAGGGAGUCCUUAGACAAUAUUUGACUGAAUUUAUGUCCACUAGACUUGGUGUCAGACGCGAAUCAAGUGUUCUUUCCACUUCGUCAAGGGUAGCUGAUGAUGGCAAGCUGUAUUAUGAAGUUGAGGUAAAAUAUUUGUGCUUUGCUUGUUAUGAAUGAUUUAGGGUCCUUUUGGUUUCUGAUGAUAAAGGUGUCUAGAUAUCAAUGAUUUAUUUAACUUUCUUAGUACAAAAUGUUAUUCGUUCUAUGUUAGCGUGUUCCACAUUGAAGGGGCAUAUGAGCUGUUUCCUUAUACCAUUUUGGGUGAUCUUCACCUUCACCUAAUUAGCUAGUUUUUGGGUUGACGGUUAACUACGGAGUUUGGUGCAAGGUCCAUU
Lycium barbarum (goji berry) is the source of this 989-nucleotide messenger RNA. Its product is annotated as psbP domain-containing protein 1, chloroplastic. Gene Ontology annotation, biological process: photosynthesis. The transcript is spliced from 3 exons. The record is from RefSeq and is a predicted model, not a curated record. Gene Ontology annotation, cellular component: photosystem II oxygen evolving complex; extrinsic component of membrane; photosystem II. Gene Ontology annotation, molecular function: calcium ion binding. NCBI's taxonomy places the organism in Eukaryota, Viridiplantae, Streptophyta, Magnoliopsida, Solanales, Solanaceae. Bases 106 to 771 code for a protein of 221 amino acids.